AUGACCAUCUCCUCACCCGCCGACACUGUCGUGCGCAACUGCGUCGUGCGGACGAUGGAUGCCUCGCAGCCCGAGGCGGACUCGCUCGCAAUCGCGGACGGAAAGAUUGUCUACGUCGGCCCUUCGUCCGGCCUCAACUCGUACGUCGGUCCUGCAACGCGCACAGUCGACCUGGGGGGCAAGACGGUCCUGCCAGGCCUGAUGGACGUGCACAACCACCACGCCAUUGCGGGGCAGCACGAGGCCGAGCUCCAGUUCCCUGCCGAAUCGAGCGUGUCCGAGAUCUGCACAGCCGUCACGGCCUGGAUCCGGCAACACCCGGAGGACAAGUGGGUGCUCGGCUCCAAGGUCGGGAGCCAGCUGCUCGGCGAGCUGCAGCAGGGCGACGCGCUGAGGCAGCUCGACGCGGCCAGCGGGGACGUCAAGGUGCUCCUCACGACCGAUUGCCACCACAACAAGUGGGCGAACAGCGCCGCCCUCGCAGCGGGGGGGAUUGAUGCCUCGACGCCGAACCCGGAUGACGGCGAGAUUGUGCGCGACGCCUCGGGGCAGCCAACAGGCCUGCUAUACGAGGGUGGGGCGCGGUCCAUCAUCCGCGCGCUCGAGAAGGACACGGACCCGAGUGCCGCGCUCGAGGCGGCCAAGAAGGCCAGCGCCGCAGGCAUCAGGACCAUGCACGCUAUGGGCAUCACGGGCUUCCUCGAUGCUGCGUGUGGCGCCUCGACGCUGCGCGGCCUCAAGGCGCUCGACGACGCGGGCGCGCUCAAGAUCCACGCGUGCAGCAGUAUGCUGAUCAACGACCGGAUCUUCGGCAACGACCAGCUCGGCACCGCGCUCUUCGCGCUCCAGGACGAUGUGAGGGGAACGCACCACCGGCCGGACUUUGCCAAGAUCUUCCUCGACGGCGUGCCCAUGAGCUACACGGGCGCGUUCCUCGAGCCCUAUACCCAGCCAACGGGGGGUGAUGGGCACUGCUGCGUGAGGGGCCACACGACCAUGCCCUACGAGGAACUCGAGGGGUGGCUCCUCCGCUGCGCCGAGCGCGGCAUCAACGUCAAGAUCCACUGCACGGGGGAUGCGGCUGUGCGUUUCGUCCUGGAUGCGGUGGAGCGCGUGCGCGCCGCGGGCCACAGGGACGCAAUCUUCCACGUCGCGCACGGCCAGUUCGUCCAUCCCGCCGACAUUGGGAGGUUCGCGCCCCUCGGCGUCGUGGCCGACAUCUCGCCCCCGCUCUGGUUCCCCGGCGCGAUCACGGAUGCCAUGGCCGCCGUCCGCAGUCCGGAGGAGAUGCGCCGCUUCCACCCCAACGCGGAACUGCUCGCUGCCGGCGCCACGCUGGCCGCCGGGAGCGACUGGCCAGUCAUGCCCGACCCCAAUCCCUGGACUGGCAUUGCGUCCCUCGUCACGCGCAAGGAUCCCUCGGGCGAGAGGACGGAUGCGCUGAAUGAGGACCAGAGCAUCGACCUCGAGCAGGCUGUCAGGGCCUACUCUAUCAAUGUCGCCAGGGCGCUCGGGCUCGACAAGGUCACGGGCAGCCUGGAACGGGGCAAGAGCGCAGACUUUGUCGUCCUCGACCGCGACCCCUUCAGCGUGCCCAUCGGCAAGGUCGCGGGCACGCAGACGGAGCAGACCUGGUUCGCGGGCGAGCGCGUCUAUGCUCGCGAGUAG
This is a messenger RNA of Trichosporon asahii var. asahii CBS 2479, 1668 nucleotides long. RefSeq names its product amidohydrolase 3. NCBI's taxonomy places the organism in Eukaryota, Fungi, Basidiomycota, Tremellomycetes, Trichosporonales, Trichosporonaceae. Bases 1 to 1668 code for a protein of 555 amino acids. The transcript has a single exon. Gene Ontology annotation, molecular function: hydrolase activity, acting on carbon-nitrogen (but not peptide) bonds. The record is from RefSeq and is a predicted model, not a curated record.